Messenger RNA from Tribolium madens (black flour beetle), 1298 nucleotides. RefSeq names its product chitin deacetylase 8-like (gene Cda6). Gene Ontology annotation, biological process: carbohydrate metabolic process. Lineage: Eukaryota; Metazoa; Arthropoda; Insecta; Coleoptera; Tenebrionidae. Bases 36 to 1250 code for a protein of 404 amino acids. The transcript is spliced from 4 exons. The record is from RefSeq and is a predicted model, not a curated record.
GCAGUGUUGUUGAAACUGUCUAAAGAAUUUAAAAAAUGAAAACUACAACGUUUUUUUUGUUAUGUAUGUGGGCUGUUUUAACACAUUCCAUGUCUAUAAAGGACGCAGAAAAAUGUUCAGAUGACAAUUGCAAAAUUGGAGAUGGUUGCCGUUGUUCUUCAACAAAGUCGCCUCUCGAUGGAGAUGCUCCACAGCUGAUCAGUUUAACUUUUGAUGAAGCUGUAGUCAACAAUAUUUAUACUGAUGUUUGGGAACCAUUACUGUUUGACCGGAAAAAUCCCGACGGCAAUCCCAUAAGCGCAACAUUUUUUGUUCCUCAUGAAUAUACAGAUUAUAGGAGAGUCCAAGAUCUGUACCUUCGUGGAUUUGAAAUUGGCGUAAACUCCAUAACUAAAAACAGUUUGGCACAAUAUUGGUUAAAUGCCACAGAAGAGGUGUUAAAAGAAGAAUUUGAGGGUCAGCGCAUUCUUAUGUCCCACUUUGCAAAUAUUCCACAAGACGAUAUUGUGGGUGCUAGAACGCCCCAACUUCAGUUGGACGGUGAUGUUUCAAUCAAUGCUUAUGUUGCCUCUGGAAUUUUAUACGACAGCUCAUGGACAUCCAGAAGCACUACCAUGAUGUUUCCAUAUACGCUUGACUACCUGUCUAUACAAGAAUGUCGAACCGGUACUACAUGCCCAAAAGACUCACAUCAAGGUUUUUGGGUUGCACCAAUAAUUAACAUCCAAGGAAAUAGCACCGAUGGCAUACUUGAAUGCAAUUCACUAAAUACUUGUAAUUUUCACGGGACUGCUGAUGAAAUUUCCCAAUGGUUACUGUCUCAAGUAGAACGCGAACGGUCCACCACAAAAGCUCCUAUAACACUAAUGGUCCCCUCAUCAUGGUUUCGUUUUACCGAAAACAGUUUUGACGGAUUUAAAACAUUUUUGGAUGAAUUGGGCAAACUUAACGAUGUAUUCCUCGUUAGUCUAAAACAAGUGAUCGACUGGACCAAAAAUCCUGUGCCACUGAGCGAAUUUAAAACUGAUGUACCAGACAGAACAGCAGAUUGUGGAGCAAUUAACUGUCCCCUGCAAAAUGCUAACGGCGACCUUAGGUACAUGAUGUCAUGUGUGCCUUGCCCUGAAGUGUAUCCAUGGUUGGGUAAUCCUUUAGGACAAGCUACUAUAACUGAAAAGACUACUACAUCAACUGAAGAGUCGACUACAUCAUCAACUGAAGAGCCUACUACAACUUCUGAAGAUUUUUAAUUUUUUUAGCAUGUUUUUCAAGAGUGCAAUAAAACUUGAUUCAAAAUA